AUGUCCUCUAUCUUCACCGACGACGUCCGCACGGCGGCGAACCCGUACAAGGUCUUGAUAGCUGGUGGCUGUUACUCGGGUCUCUCAGCAGCCAUCAACCUGCUGGAGCGGUGUGAUACCAUUGAUUCUCCGAUCCCAGUCGAGAUCACCAUCGUCGAUGAACGUGACGGUUUCUUCCAUGUCAUUGGGUCCCCACUGGCACUGGCCACAAGGAGCUACGCGGAGAAGGCGUGGGUAGAAUACAAGGACGUUAAGGUGCUCCAGAGACCGGAUGUGCGCUUCGUACACGGAAGCCUCAACAAGAUCGACUGCGAGACCAAGAUGGCCACUAUCUCCGAAGGCCAGACAACACGGACGGAGACAUACGACUUCUUCAUCGCUGCUACGGGUCUACGGAGAGCAUGGCCCGUUGUGCCGCAGGCGCUGAGCCGCAAGUCAUAUCUGAUGGAGUCGGGGACGCACAUUGACAGCGUGACGAAUAGCACGGCACCAAUUCUCGUUGUUGGUGGAGGUGCUGUCGGGAUUGAGAUGGCGGCAGAGCUGAAGGAGGUGAAGCCCAAUGUCAACGUGACACUAGCACACUCGCGAGACAAGCUCCUCUCGGCCGAACCGCUCCCCGACAUGGUCAAGGACUGCGCGCUCGAACUCACGCAACAGACCGGCGUGGAAGUCCUGCUGAACCACCGACUGACAAGCGCCACUCCCGCGAAAAACGAGAACGGCAUCGGUGUCUUCGAAGUCGAGUUCUCCAACGGCCACAAGAUGGUCGCCAGCCAGGUCAUCAUGGCCAUCUCGAAGAGCACACCCUCCACCGACUUCCUGCCAAAGGCCGCCCUCAGCACCGAUGGCUACGUCAACAUCCAACCGACGAUGCAGCUCGCGCCCGAGACCCCAAACGCGGCGUCGCACUUUGCCGUCGGCGACCUGAUCCACUGGUCCGGCAUCAAGCGCUGCGGCGCGGCGAUGCACGAGGGCAAGUUCGCGGGCCUGAACAUCCACCAGAUCAUGCUGCAGCACAUCCAGGGCCGGGAGCCCGUGUUCAACCGGCUGGGCGAGAUCCCGCCCAUGAUCGGGCUCGCGGUCGGGAAGAAUGCCGUGUCGUAUGGGCCUGAGGGCAUGAAUCAUGGGCCGCAGGUCAUGCAGCGCUUUUUUGAGGACGACCUGGGUUUCAGGAUCGUUUGGGAUCACCUUCGUCUAGGAGGUAUGAAUGCUUAA
Anthostomella pinea is the source of this 1215-nucleotide messenger RNA. The record is from the annotation of a GenBank genome assembly. Lineage: Eukaryota; Fungi; Ascomycota; Sordariomycetes; Xylariales; Xylariaceae.